AUGCAAUAUGUGAUUGGGCUGCAUCAUGCUACUGAGGCUGUGACUGGUUGUGAUGUUACUCAGAAGCGACACAACAAACAUUGCUGCAGUGUUGAAGUCAUUGCUGAAAUCCUUGCCUCAGACCCUACACGAUGGCGUGUCUGUGUGAAAGGCCAGCACGUUCCUCCAGGUAUAGAAUGGCUGCCUCCAACAAAGAGCAAGCACAUGUUAGAGCGAGUGAAGGACAAUGUAAUGAGUGAUAGAUUAGUGGGUUUAACUCCCUUUAACAUUUAUAGAAAACAACUUGCUGGGAUAGAAGAAAAUAAAAUAGCUGCUUCAUUCAAGGACACCCGCUCACAUCUAGUUCCAGAAAGGGUGACUGACUUUGUAUAUAACACUGAGAAGCGUCAUUCAUUUCAAUGGUCAUCAGUUCAUGCUUGUGUUCCUGAGUUGAAGCAGCAAGGCAUCCUGCUUCUGUACCAUGAACCCAGUAGUCAGACUGAUGUUCCAGAAGCGGACAAAUUAGUUACCUUGUGCGUAAGCAAUCACACAGCUCUGCAAUCUGCCAGAAGGAAUCAACAUGUGUUGGGAAUUGACGGCAAGCACGGUCUACAAGAUGAUGGUGCAUGCCUGACCACUUGUGUCACACAACACCGUGAUGGCUUUGGCUGCCCAACAGCCUUCUCUAUAAUAAAUAGAGAAAAUACCGACUCCAUUUUGUUGACACUGAAAGCAAUCAUAGAAAAUGUGCCAUGUGAUAGUGCAAAAUGUACGCAUGACUUCACCUACUUGGGGAUUCCUGAUCAGCGUGGAUAUAGGAGAAAGACCAUUUGUGCUGCUCCCAAUCCUUAUAAACCACUGGUCAUGAUAGACAAGCAUGAACCAUCUGCAAAUGCAUGUCAGCGUCUCGGAUUGCAGUAUGUGCUUUGCUGGUUUCACAUUGUGAAGGCAAUGAUGGAGAAGCUAAAAGCUCUCAACCUUUCACUUGUUCAGUCAUACCAGGUCAUCCUUGGCUUCAAGAUUGUUGCAAGGUCUUCACAUCAUGAAACUGCAGUUGCACUAUGGGAGCUAUUUAUCCAGAUGAUCAAGAGCAUGGAAGUGACGCCUGCUACUCAAAACGCACUGUUGAAGUACCUGACUGAGGAAUGGUGGUGUGAAAAAUGGAGAUAUGCCUGGCUAGAUUCAACUCGCCUUCUCCUGAUUGCUAAUAGAGAGCGGACAAUGACCACCAAUAACCAUGAUGAACAGCUGAACCUUCAGGUGUUCAAGCAUCCAAGGAGAAUAGCGGUAGCCAGUUUGUUCCUCCCAAGAAAGCAUCGCUUCUCAACAUUCACGCAGCAAAGACUAUUGCACAUGACCUGGGAACCAAAAUUCUCACACCGUCAGACAUCAAACUACGCUCAAACCAAGCUAGAUUACUGUUUCUGACCCAAGAAAUCCUACCUGUGAGAGAAGACUCUUCUGAUCUGUUCUU
Molecule: messenger RNA, 1453 nt
Organism: Dreissena polymorpha
Lineage: Eukaryota; Metazoa; Mollusca; Bivalvia; Myida; Dreissenidae
Exons: 5
Coding region: 1-1407 (468 amino acids)
Source: RefSeq, a predicted model, not a curated record